CAUAACUUCAUCUAUGCAUGUUACUAUGUUAGUAAUCAUAAUUAGGCACAUAUAAAUUAUGGAGAGUAGUAUUGAAAAGAAAGGUGAUUAUUAUUGUUAUUGUACCUCUCUGUUGAGUUUACCUGAAUCCAUUUUGGAUUGCAUUCUCAAGCGCCUUUCACCAAAAGAACUCAUUACAAUAUCUCAAGUGUGUACCAAUUUAAGGGUUAGAUGUAGAAGUGAUCAUUUGUGGGAAAACCAUAUAAAGAAGAAAUGGGGUAAAGUCUUUGGUGAUGUUGCUUACAAAGAGUGGCACUGGCAUGUAACAAAAUCAAAGGAGGAAAAAGGAAACACCUUCUAUCAAAUGAUUAUCAAUCACAACGGUGGUGAUGAAAAUGGGUCACUAGGGACUUUUAGUGGUUCUUGGCCUAUGCUGUGCCUUGGUUCAUAUUUAAUUGAUUCCAAGAAUAUUCUUAGUGGUCAAUUAUUAUUGUCAAAUAGCCUUAUGAUGAUGAUGGCUUUGUAUAUCUCUCUGGAAAAUGGCAAGUUUUGGUUUCCAGCACAAAUCUAUAGGGGAUUAUUAGUCAGUAAUGCCUUAGUCAGCUAUGAUUCCAAAACUAAUACCUUUCAAGCAAGGCAACAAAUGGGUGGUUGGAGGAUUAUAGGGAACAACAUUAGGUGGGAUAAGGUGAGAGCUCCACCAAAUGAAACCUCUCAAUGCAAUAUUCCUCAUCAAUUAUCAGAUUCUUUACAUCACCUAAGGCCCGGUGACCAUAUUGAGAUCCAAUGGAAAGCAAGUACUGAAGUUCCUUAUGAUUGGUGGUAUGCUGAAAUCGGUCACAUGGACUCAUGUAAGGAGAAUGAUUAUUGCUGUGGUUGUCAACACUCCGUGUUCUAUCUUAAUAAACAAAGGCAGCCUAAAUAUUUACCCACCAGCCUUAUGAAAAGAAUAUUAAUUAUUAUAGAGAUGUUGGUGGUGGAGUUCAAGCAAUACCAUGUUGAGUCAGGGAUGAGAAAAGCAAAGCUACAAAGAAAUAAGAAUGGUCAACAAUGUGAAAAUCAGUGUGGAAUUUAUGGAGGAAUCAGAAAGCUUCAGAGUGAGGAGGAGAUUCAUAAAUGGAAGCAGCUCUUCCCACCUCAUCAUAAUCAAACUCCUGUUCCUGUAUAUCUCCCUUUAAAUCUUAGAAUGCACAAUUAAUGCAUCAUCAUUUGCAUAAAAGUUUAUUUUAUUUUUUUAGAUCAGAUAUUGCUAUAACUAGUUUAAUUUUCAAACUUACUAUAAAAAACAGGAGAGAAGUGACGACCAAAUUGGGUAAUAGGGACCCAAAAAUCUGGUGAUUCAUAUUUUUUUUUUUCCAAAAUAUAGUAUGGCAGCUACCAUCAGUUCCGCGGUUCCACCUCGUAUACUCUGAGUCACACACACAUGAUUUAAAAAGAAGUUUUUUUUUCCACCGCUAUUUAAAAUGUUUGAUUCGAAAAGAUCAAAAGAUCUUCUAUAUUAAAACAGAGAAUCAGAAGUUAUAAAUAAUUAAAUAUUAUCAACUGGUUUUCUAGGAACUAUAAAGAGUGAAAUGGUGUGAU
Molecule: messenger RNA, 1560 nt
Organism: Arachis stenosperma
Lineage: Eukaryota; Viridiplantae; Streptophyta; Magnoliopsida; Fabales; Fabaceae
Product: F-box protein At2g26850-like
Exons: 5
Coding region: 59-1177 (372 amino acids)
Molecular function (GO): protein binding
Source: RefSeq, a predicted model, not a curated record